Siniperca chuatsi (mandarin fish) is the source of this 3755-nucleotide messenger RNA. RefSeq names its product microtubule associated serine/threonine kinase-like (gene mastl). The record is from RefSeq and is a predicted model, not a curated record. Gene Ontology annotation, cellular component: nucleus. Gene Ontology annotation, molecular function: protein serine/threonine kinase activity; ATP binding. The transcript is spliced from 13 exons. Bases 381 to 2918 code for a protein of 845 amino acids. Gene Ontology annotation, biological process: intracellular signal transduction; peptidyl-serine phosphorylation. Lineage: Eukaryota; Metazoa; Chordata; Actinopteri; Centrarchiformes; Sinipercidae.
GGCUUGGCUGUUAUUACACAGUUUCUAUAUUUACUUCUUGUGUCUGUUCCUGACUGCCUGACUAAAAUUACAAUGUCGAAAAUAUGAAUAUCGUUCCAUUAUCUUAUUUUGACAAAUGGUAAUACAAUUGAUAAUUUUACAGCAAAAAUUAAUAACUAACACUUAAUUACUGCACACGUCAGGAGCAUUUCAUGCUUUGCAUACAGGCAGUUACUUGUACAACUAAAUGAAAUGAACGUCAGAGGACCCCGCGAGAAAGCAGUGGAAUUCAAAAUUUCAAAACAAACCCGAGAGUGUUGUUUUAUAAUGCAAGUGUUUACUCUGAGCUAGCUGACUGUUACAGACACAGCCCAGUUCCUCAUUUGAACUUUAGUAAUAACAUGGACGCAGAUGAAAAGCACGACUCCAGUACUAAUGACAAAUCGGUGGAUAUUCCUAAACCGCCGUCAAUCGAGGAUUUCAUCGUUUUGAAGCCCAUCAGCCGCGGUGCUUUUGGCAAGGUCUACCUCGCACGGAAGAAGUGCAAUGCGCGAUUAUACGCCAUUAAGGUGAUGAAGAAAGCAGACAUGGUUGAUAAAAAUAUGACGGGUCAGAUGAAGGCAGAGAGAGAUGCACUUGCUCUGAGCAAAAGCCCUUUUGUGGUUCACCUGUUUUACUCCCUUCAGACAGCCACCAAGAUUUAUCUGGUAAUGGAAUACCUUAUUGGUGGAGAUGUCAAGUCUCUGCUUCACAUCUAUGGGUAUUUUGACCAGGAUAUGUCUGUAAAAUACAUUUCAGAGGUUGCGUUGGCUUUGGACUAUCUCCAUCGCCAUGGUAUAAUCCACAGGGACUUGAAGCCAGACAACAUGCUGAUAUCCAACAAAGGUCACAUCAAACUAACAGACUUCGGCCUUUCUAAAGUCAAGCUUGACAGAGAGCUGAGUCUUAUGGAUAUCCUUACUACUCCAUCCUUGGCUAAACCAAAAAAAGAUUACUUCCGCACCCCGGGUCAAGUCCUUUCCUUAAUCAGCUCCCUUGGAUUUAAUACACCUGCAGGAGAAGGCAAACGUCACUGCAGCGCAUCUGCUGUGUCCAGUCCCAUGUCCUGUGGCAAAAUAAAACGGAAAAACAACUCUCUGGGUUCUCCCUUGAUGAAGAAAAAAGAUCAGCUGUACUCUCCGACUCGCUACCCUUGGAAAAUGGGACCAAACAACAUUGUGUUUAGUCCUCAUAACCUGGCGAAAAAUCUGACUCCCACACUGCUGAAGACCAGGAAGAGGUUUGAGACGAUGAGUGCAGGCAGCACCACCGACACUGAAGGUGGCAUCAGUCCACUGUGGGAGUGUGAGGAGAAAGAAAAUGAACAUACUAAUGAACAGAAGGGGAAAGGACACUCAGAGUCCAAAGGGCCUGAACAGGACUGUACGUCCACAAAACAAGACACAUUUGGCUUCUCUGCUAAGGCCACCAGCAAUCGGUCAAAAAAGUCAAAUCCAGAUCAUCUUUCAGGAAAGAGGCCUCACACCAACAAACCGGGGUCUGUUUCCACAGCUCGGGAGGACUUUUGUCCAUCAGCCUCAUCUGUAAAGAGAACAUUUUCUGAUGUUGAGGGAAGUCCCGAGCCAUUGGAGAUCCAAGCCAAGAAGAGUAAUGCACACUACAAGAGAUGCUACGAGAUUCCAGAAGAAACUGCAAGGUUUCACACUGGCCUGACCGGAACAUUUUCCACCAUCCAAAUAGGUGACUUCAUGGCUUCCACUGAGGGGAUUGGGUUAGCUGAAGACCGGGUCCCAAAUCGCUCCAGUCCCAUUGUUGUGGCCAAGAGUCUGUUUUCUGAACUGGAAGAGCCGAUAGAGGAUGUGUUUGACGACGGAGCCAAAGACUUGUCACAUUCAAGUUUCACAUCACCAAUUGCUGGGAACAGUGACAUUUGCAGGAGCUUGAGCCUUGACUCUGACGGGUCUAUGCAUGAAACGUCUCUCACUAUUGACAGCCAUGCAUCUCUCAAGCCAAACAAGUGUUCCAAAAUCAGGAAUUCAGCAUCAUUUGAGGAGCAAGACUCAUCCAUCACUGAAUCACUCCCACAAACUCUAUCUGCUGUUACUACUGAAACACCCAAACUUGGUAACUUUGGCCGGAGAGAUGAAUCUCAGUGUUCCUUUCUUAACCGGCUGCCUGAUCUGGCCUGCGGUGUUACACAGUCCCCCUCGUUUCUCAAGCCACGAAAUGUUGUAGCUUUCCGUAGCUACUGUAGCUCCAUUAACCGCUCCAACAUGUCGGGGGUGUCCCGACUUAGCAUCGGGUCUGUUGAGGCUAUGGAACUGUCCACAACAGCUUCUUAUCACUCUACGUCUGGCACUGCAACACCAGUGCAGAAAAGACCCAACUCCAACAGCUCUCUCUAUCAGACUCCUCAGUCCAUGUCGACCUCUCACACCCCUUUCAGGACUCCAAAGAGUGUCAGAAGGGGUGCGCUGCCUGUUGAGGGUGCACCCAUUUUAGGAACUCCUGACUAUUUGGCUCCAGAGCUUCUUUUGGGAAAACCACACGGACAUUGUCAGUGUGACUUCAUGGUGGACUGGUGGGCGCUAGGUGUGUGUCUUUUCGAGUUUCUCACAGGUGUGCCACCUUUCAACGACGAGACGCCUCAGCUGGUCUUCCAGAAUAUACUCAACAGAGAUAUUCCCUGGCCUGAGGAAGAAGAGGAACUGUCUGUAAACUCAAGAAAUGCGAUUGAAAUCCUCCUGACCAUGGACAUGACAAAACGAGCUGGUCUAAAGGAACUCAAGUGUCAUCCCCUGUUUGACGGCUUGGACUGGGACAACCUGCAGAACCAGCCGAUGACUUUCAUACCUCAGCCAGAGGACGAAACCGACACCUCAUACUUUGAGGCAAGAAACAACGCUCAGCACAUCGCUGUGUCCGGCUUCAGUCUAUAGAGUUACAAACAUUAACAGUUGAGUUUUAUUAAAGCAGCAGUCAACACAUUCUAGCUGUUGAUGAGAAUGUGUUGUGUGUUGAUGAAUCACUUGCUUUCAUUGUGAAAAACUCAAAAAAAUCAGAUCCAUUAUACAAAUGAAUACACAGGAAUGAUAUGGAUUCUGAUUCUCUGUUCAAGGUUGUAUUAUUUUUAACAAGCAUUUUACGAAUGUGCAAUCACCGGUCAUAGGAGCCAGAAAAAAGCUGAAUCUGUUGACUGCUCAGUUAGUUUAGAGUAUGCGUUGUAGAAAGUAAAUUUAUUUUAAAACUUAUUACCAUAUUAUAUAGUUAUGUCUCUUAAAUUAAGUUUCUUCUACUAGCAAAGUACUAUUUGCUACUGCUUUUCCUUUUGAUAGGCUUUGAUGUCUGUGUUGUUAUGGUGUUAUAUUGAUUAAACAAAAUAUUUAAGUUUAUGUAACGCUCCAGUUUUUGCUGCACUGUUCAUCAUUGUAAGGUUCCCCUGCUGUUAGUAGACUGGGUGGGCAGGCCCCCUGAAUUCUCUCCUUCAGUUCUACAGUACUGCUGAAGAAAAGCAUGCUAAUAUAUUCACGAAUAAUGUAUUUUAUAUGUAAAUCUUGUUGCAAACAUUUAGUUUUGUUGUUUUAAGACAGGAAUAGUUACUUGGUAUUCUAAGAGGACUGUUUUUUUGCUGCUUUUAUGUCAUUAGUAUUUGUAAUUUUCACACUACUAGGUUUUUAGAUAAGUUCACUAAGUUAGGCUCCCUGCUACCUAUGAAAUUUUAUCUUGUUCACUCUAUGAAAAACGUAAAAUACAAAUAAAAUGUGUUUGUAACAUGA